Messenger RNA from Oncorhynchus gorbuscha (pink salmon), 2693 nucleotides. Its product is annotated as glutamate dehydrogenase, mitochondrial. The coding region runs from base 200 to 1819 and encodes 539 amino acids. The record is from RefSeq and is a predicted model, not a curated record. NCBI's taxonomy places the organism in Eukaryota, Metazoa, Chordata, Actinopteri, Salmoniformes, Salmonidae. Gene Ontology annotation, cellular component: mitochondrion. Gene Ontology annotation, biological process: L-glutamate catabolic process. Gene Ontology annotation, molecular function: L-glutamate dehydrogenase (NAD+) activity. The transcript is spliced from 13 exons.
GGAGGCGUCCAAGCCUUGGUGGUCAGCGCAGACUUAAAGUGAACGAGCGCGCACUUCCAGCGGCCAUUCAGUCGGAAGAGGGGACACAGUGAAGGUGUGCUGCUGUGCCGUUUAGUCAUCCCUCCCUCUGACCGGUUAAUAGAUAGAUACCCCCGUCGCUGUUGUUUUACUCCUCCCCCGUUAAACGGUUAGAUCGAUCAUGUACCGGUACUUCGGGGAGCUGUUAUCCCGCGGGGCGGGCAGUGCCCUGGCCUCGGGCUGCGUGGAAUCUGCUCUCCCAGCAUCGGCCGCUCUGAUGCGGGUCCGACAGUAUAGUGAACAGCCCGACGACCCCAACUUCUUUCGUAUGGUGGAGGGUUUCUUCGACCGCGGAGCCGCCAUCGUUCAGGACAAGCUUGUUGAGGACCUGAAGAGCAGGGAGACACCCGAGCAGAAGAUGAAACGAGUGAAGGGGAUUCUCCGCAUCAUCAAGCCCUGCAACCACGUCCUCAGUGUCUCUUUCCCCAUCAAGAGGGACAACGGAGAGUGGGAGGUAGUGGAGGGCUACCGCGCACAGCACAGCCAGCACAGGACGCCCUGCAAGGGGGGGAUCCGUUACAGUGAAGAGGUGUCUGUUGAUGAGGUGAAGGCUCUGGCCUCUCUGAUGACAUACAAGUGUGCCGUGGUCGAUGUACCAUUCGGGGGGGCUAAAGCUGGUGUCAAGAUCAACGUCAAAAAUUACUCUGACAAUGAGUUGGAGAAGAUCACGAGAAGGUUCACCAUUGAGCUGGCCAAGAAAGGUUUUAUUGGGCCUGGUAUUGAUGUUCCUGCUCCUGACAUGAGUACUGGAGAGAGAGAGAUGUCCUGGAUCGCUGACACAUACGCCAACACCAUCGCACACACCGACAUCAACGCCCACGCGUGUGUGACAGGCAAGCCCAUCAGUCAGGGCGGGAUCCACGGGCGUAUCUCGGCCACCGGUCGCGGAGUGUUCCACGGAAUUGAGAACUUCAUCAACGAGGCGUCCUACAUGAGCAUGCUGGGCCUGACCCCUGGCUUCCAGGACAAGACCUUCAUCAUCCAGGGCUUUGGUAACGUGGGUCUCCACUCCAUGCGGUACCUCCACAGGUACGGUGCUAAGUGUGUGGGCAUCGCUGAGUAUGACGGCAGCAUCUACAACCCAGAGGGCAUUGACCCCAAGCAGCUGGAGGACUACAAACUGCAACACGGUUCGAUCGUAGGUUUCCCCGGGGCUAAGCCAUACGAGGGCAGCCUUCUGGAAGCUCAGUGUCACAUCCUGAUCCCUGCCGCCAGCGAGAAGCAGCUCACACGAAACAACGCCCACAGGAUCAAGGCCAAGAUCAUUGCUGAGGGAGCCAACGGCCCCACCACCCCUGAUGCUGACAAGAUCUUCCUGGAGAACAAUGUCAUGGUCAUCCCUGACAUGUACCUGAAUGCAGGCGGUGUGACAGUGUCCUACUUUGAGUGGCUGAAGAACCUGAACCACGUCAGCUAUGGAAGACUCACCUUCAAAUACGAGAGAGACUCCAACUACCACCUCCUCAUGUCUGUUCAGGAGAGUUUGGAGAGGAAGUUCGGAAAGCAGGGAGGACCGAUCCCUGUUGUCCCCACCGCUGACUUCCAGGCCAGAGUCGCUGGAGCUUCUGAGAAGGACAUUGUCCACUCUGGGCUGGCCUACACCAUGGAGAGGUCUGCCAGGCAAAUCAUGCGUACGGCCAGUAAGUACAACCUGGGUCUGGACCUGCGGACGGCUGCGUAUGUCAACGCCAUCGAGAAGGUGUUCAAGGUCUACAACGAGGCCGGCAUCACCGUCACAUGAUCACCUUGUCACAGCCAGACCACUCCCACACCACCCUGCUAUUGGUUCACCCUGUUUCCCCAUUUUCCAAUCAGCCUUCAGUACAUACCAGUGUUUCCAUUAGAGACCUCCGCCUCCCGUUUAUACACACACACACUGACACGUACUGUGUUCUGUGUCCCAUGACCUCGCCACAUCUCCCUGUAUCACGUGGGUAACUCAGUAUUCCUGUGUCCCAUGACCUCGCCACAUCUCCCUGUAUCACGUGGGUAACUCAGUAUUCCUGUGUCGUCCUGGAUGUUUCACUAUUGUCGUUCAGUUUGUGAAAGAAGCAGAUUGUAGCAGGAAGCUUUAAGGCCCCCCCCCCCUCCUAUAAGAGUUCCCUUUUGGCCAUUUUGUCUUGUUUGACCCUUGUGUUGCCAUGGUUUCAGACCACAACAAUGAAGUUGCCUUAGCUCUGACGGAGCUCUGUCCUGAAAAGACACACAUACUGAAAUCCAUUUAAUGUUAACUCCGGACAUAUACUUUAUUUAAAGAAAGAGAGUUUUAAACUCUCACUUUAUGUCAGGGAAUGGUGAUAUAUGUGUUCCUCAGUUCUCCUCGCAGCGGGGUUAGAGGUCAGGGUUAGAGGUCAGGGCUCAGGGUUGUGCUGAGGAACACAGGGUUCUACUGGGUUUGGUCUCCACUAUAUCAGUCCCCCCACCUUCUGCUCCUAUCUUGUCCAAUCUGACCCUCCCCCAAACCCUCCGCUCCGCCAUGAGAGAGAGAGGAGAGGAUCAUGGGAACAAGCGUUCUCCUUCUCCAAAAAGCCGUCCAAACCCUUUGCACGGAAAUUGCUUGGGGAAAUUUGUAUUGCCUUUUUUUUGUUGAAAACCAAUAAAAUUCUGAGAACUAA